This is a messenger RNA of Dovyalis caffra, 1233 nucleotides long. NCBI's taxonomy places the organism in Eukaryota, Viridiplantae, Streptophyta, Magnoliopsida, Malpighiales, Salicaceae. The record is from the annotation of a GenBank genome assembly.
AUGCAGAAACAAUCUAUCCUUAAAAGGUGGUUUGGCAAGAAGAAAAUGAUGGGGAGCGUGGCAAAAAGAUGGAGACAUCUAAGUGGUGAAAACCAAUGGAAGGACCUCCUGGACCCACUAGAUAACGAUCUCCGGCGAUACAUUAUUCAUUACGGUGAAAUGGCUCAGGCUACAUAUGAUGGUUUCAACACACAAAAGGCAUCUAAGUAUACAGGAAGCAGCCUGUACGCAAAGGAUAACUUUUUUGCCAGGGUUCAUUUAGAGAAAGGAAAUCCAUUUAAGUAUCGUGUGACCAAAUUCUUGUAUGCAACAUCAGAGCUGCCGCUCCCUGAAGCAUUCAUCAUAAAGUCAUUAUCGAGGGAGGCAUGGAGCAAGGAAUCCAAUUGGAUAGGGUUCGUUGCAGUGGCUACUGAUGAAGGGAAGGCCGUGUUAGGGCGGAGGGAUAUUGUCAUUGCUUGGAGAGGUACAGUUCAGACCUUAGAGUGGGUUGAUGACUUCGAAUUUAAUUUAGUCUCGGCUUCAAAAAUUUUUGGCGAGUCCGGUGAUCCUAAGGUGCACCUAGGUUGGUACUCAAUCUACACUUCCGAUGAUCCGCGUUCACCAUACAACAGGAAUAGUGCUAGAGACCAGGCUCUUGAUGAGGUAAGGAGGCUGGUGGAUCAAUUCAAAAAAGAAGAAAUCAGCAUAACCGUAGCCGGGCACAGCUUAGGAGCUGCACUUGCAACUCUGAAUUCCGUGGAUAUAAUUGCUAAUGGAUUUAACCAGUACAAGGAAAACAAGGGCUGUCCUGUCACAGCCGUGCUCUUCGCCAGCCCUCGAGUUGGGGACUCAAACUUUAAGAAGGUUUUCUCCGGAUAUAAGGAUCUGAAAGCAUUACGCAUUCACAACGUUCUCGACAUUGUUCCUAACUAUCCGUUGAUAGGCUGUGCCGAUGUGGGAGAAGAACUGGUAAUUGACGCCACCAAGUCUAAGUACUUGAAGAGCCCAGGAAAUUUAUUAAGUUGGCAUAAUUUGGAGGUUUACCUGCAUGGAGUGGCUGGCACACAAGGGUCCAAAGGAGGGUUUAAAUUAGAGGUCAAUCGCGAUAUUGCUCUUGUUAACAAAACUACUGAUAGUUUAAAGGAUGAGUAUCUUGUACCAUCAGCAUGGCGGGUUCAAGAAAACAAGGGUAUGGUGCAGCAAGCAGAUUGUUCUUGGAAAUUGAUGGAUCAUGAAGAGGAUGUUGAUGCCUGA